AUGUUUAGUAUUCAAGGCUAAGGUAUGUAAACACAGCGCGUUGUGUUUACAUUCCGCGCGGUGGCCUUGUCAUUCGCGCGACGAGACUCGAGUAGGGAAGCCACGGCGCGUCGCGCUCCGUGUGUGUCGUCGUAUUAAAUCUUGAAAAGUAAUCAUUUCCUAUUACACAAUUAACGAAUAUCAAACCGGGCGAUUAAUUAAUUGUUGCGAUUAAUGACUCCUAAAUGUGUCGAGAUAACGGUUAUUCAUCAAAGCAGGUAUUUCACGCGAUUUAUAUUCAGGUAUGAAACGAAACGUAGUACUACACGAAUCGCGGAUGGAGUGAUCGAAGUAACAAAAAGUCGUGAUAUGUCGAGCGUUAGUAAUAUAUUCCGCGAUAUUUACUCGUGUGAAAUAUAUUGCGCGUGUAAUAUUGAAUUACAAUUAUGUAUUUUUUGAUAUUUCGUCGCGCGUUUUAAUUAAUGUUUGACUGUGUAUGCUGUAUCAUAUACAGUAUCAGGGUCACAUUAUUGCUGUCACUCUCAAAUUUUUCAUAGACGAAAUGUUGCAAAUAUAUAAUAGAUCGAAUUUGAUCGAGUGUCGAAACGCAUUUACAUCGUUAUAAUUGAUUAAAACAUGUAUUGCUCACUUAUGUUAUAAUAUGAACAUAUAUUAUUGAUCAUUAUGAGGUUAUGCUUCCGUAGCGAGGCGUGAAUUUGGCUGCAGGAUAUUCAAUUAUAAAUGAUAAUUUUCACUCCAUUCUCUCGUCGCAAUUCGCAAUGUAAAGUGUGCGCCCUGUUCGAAUAACGUUGAAAGUGUCGUGCAAUGUUCGCGCAAUUGAGAUAUUUUAUUGAUAAUCACGAUCAUGCGCGUGUAAUUAAUAGUAUUUUCGCGAGUGAUUAUUUUGUGAAUGCUAUGAAGGAUAAGAGAGGAGGAGGAGGCCUGGAUGGCAUCGGGCAACGGCGGAGCAACCAUUGAAUGCAACAUAAUGUACUACAACUCCGCUGUUGCGCAUCAUAACGGUUACCACAGCUUGCCGUUUUAGCGAAGAUUUUGUGCCUCCUGAUGGUGGUGAUGUGCGGGGCGGUGCCGGCGAUGGUGCGCUCCGUGAGUCUCUACUCGACUUGCAGCAGCGGCAAUGUUACCGUAAUAGGCCGCUCGAUCAAAGCCAUGGGCCGCGACGAUCACAAUGCACCCUACCAGAAACUCACCACACAAUCGGAAGAUUUCAGUAGGAAGCUGUACAUCUUUGCGGAGAAGAGCCAACGAUACAUUUGCUUCAAUAAGCGGUGGAAACUUGUCGGCCUGCCUAAGAAGCAAAAGGGACCGAUGUGUCAGUUUUACGAAGUAUACAACGGCUCGUAUCUGAGGUACAGGAGCGUGGUCGACGGUUCGCGGUAUAUCGGCUUCAACAAGUUCGGUAAGCCGAUGAAAAAUCCCCACGGCAGACAGGAGUGCUUCAACUUCAUCAAGUACAACCCCCAUGCCGACAUAAACCACCACAACAGCCUAGUGAACGCGGAGAUGGGCGGUAUGGAGCCGCGGGAGCCGUACGUCGUCUCGAGAAAGCCAUCGCCGAUGAUGAGGGCCACGAAGAAUUCCCUGUUGCAGGCCGACAGUGCGAGGGAGCACGUGCAGCACACGUCCACGCAUCGCCAUCGGCAUUCGAAUCGCUGGAAGAUGCGGCAGGACGGGACGGACUCGGGGCCCCGGAGACGGCACGAGAGUCGCCUCCUCGUCGAGGCCAGCAAGUAUUGAGCCGCGUACGAGCUCGCCGAUCAAGACUGCCUCCUCCAUUACCCCGUGAGAACCUGAGAUCAGACUGCCAAAUACGCUGGUGGACCGCUCGUGGUCGGGAUGUCAGGAGCCCACUUAACGGCGCCUCGUGAGUCGCGACUCGAAGCACCACGUAUUCGUUCGAAUUCGGUCGGCGAAUCGAGAGCGUGGACGCGGCUCGCACACAAACACACACACGCCUUAUAGCUGCGCCCGUUCAAUUUCCGUUUCCGCCCGGGAACGGGUGUCGUCGUCGAGAUAGCGUCCGCUAAGAUCGGGCGAGACGCGAGACGACGUGGGGAAGCGUGAGCGCGCGUGUUCCCGCCCGACGAAGCUAUCUCAAUUUCACGCGGUUAAGUUCGAUUUACACUUGCCCCGACUGACCCCCUUCAGGCAAGUAUGUACCUCGUAACAAUAAGAGCGUUUUUUUUUUUUCUAAUCAUUGAUUCCUCGUGAGUUUGGUUCGCGCGAUGAAUCGUUCGUUAUCUCUCUGUUCUUAUCUCUUUUUUACACUCACACUCAUUCUAUCUCUUUUCCUCGCUCUAUCUAUUUAUCUAUGUAUCUAGCUAUCUAAUUUCUCCUUCUUUUUUUUCUUAAUCUCGUGUCAAAGCGUGGCCAUUUAGUAAUAUUUCUUUCUCACUCGAUGCUGCGCGUCGCGAUAAACUGUGCGAUACCAGUCAUGUAAAUUCGUUUGAGCCAUUAUUACCCAAUCGAUCGUUUAAUGCGAAUGGAAGGAAUUCACGUCGUAUAGAAACGCAACCGAACGGCUGCUGUGCUUCGAGCGCGGUCACUGGCCCGCGAUGGUAGCGCAAAAAGACGCGCGGACGACGCACGCCGAUGGACAUGUCUUCUCGACUUGCCCGACAAAGGUAAUCCGUCUUUCGGAAAUCGUGAAAUAUUAAAUUACUAAUGUACACAUAUAUAAUUUUUUUUCAAAAUAUUAAUAUAAUUCUCGCAAACUUGAUUCGCUCAAAUAUGUGAUACUGAUAUCAAAAAUUCGAUGAAAUGCCCGAUAUUCACGGAUGCAAUUUAAUAUCUCAAUAUAUUGAACCUUGUAUUAAGAAAACAGAAAACAAAUAGAGAAUUUUAUUUGUAUUACACCGAUGCAUCAAUUCGUUAAUUCUUUUUCCGUAACAAAUUUAUAUGCGCGAUGUGCGUAAAAGGAUCACGAUUUCCGGGCACGAUUCAUUCUUUCGCGAAUCAAAGCGGGAACGUUGUCGGCGCUGGUCCAGCGAAGAAAUAUUUGUCACGUUGCGGACGUUCGUACGUCGUCGUUCUUACGCCCUCCUGCGCAGUUAGAGCUCACGCCGCGCAAGACUCUCUCACUCGCUGUGCUAAUUACGCCGCCUAACGUAGCGUGCGUGCGUGCCUGCCCGCGUGUAUGAAUAAUGUGUGCGUGCCUGCCUGCGUGUUCGCGACGCAGGCCUUACCGCCGCCGACGCACAAACUCAUGUGGCACGAUCGAUUACGAACGUGCCGAGUAUAUGACGACCGACGACAGUUCUCCGAGUUUUUCUUUGAUAAUCCAAGUUUAUUUAUUUAUUUAUUUUUUUUUUUUUUUACUUGGGUCGUCGAUAUUUCACGGCGACGAUCGGUUUUAUAUCGGGAUUCUAUCAAUAUCUUUCAAGAUUAAUAACGAUGUCAUUGCGUGGCUUUUUGAAAUAGAAGGAACACAAUGUUUCAGAUGCGGGACAUUUGAAGGCUUAAUAUGAACAAGACUCAUGUUUUCAAAAAAUUACUUUUAUAUUUAUAUAAGAGCUCUCUAUAUUAAUAUAUUACAGCAGAAAGCUGUACGCGUAAUUUUUGAGAAUUCUUAUGAGAUACGCAAUGAAAUGAUAAAGAGUAUAUUUCUAUAAAAUGACAUCGAUUCAACUAUCGACAUAUAUUUUCUAAAUAAUUUCACGUGAAAACUAUCUCGAAACACUUUUCCUUUCGAGCAUUCGGACAACGGCGAUCGGUUGGAAACUGCAUGUUUGUGCGCGAGCAUAUAUUAUAUUUGUGUGCAUUUUGCGUGCAUACGUAUUUCGCCUCCGGAACGCGUGUGAAUGCGUGUAAUAUAUUAAUGCAUUACCGUUAAUGAGAACUUAAUCUUUAGAAUGCUAUCGCAGACUGUAUUAUUAGGCUAGGUACAUGAAUAUAUGACGCGGUGGCGACUCGACGAAGGGAACCAGGGACGCUGAGUUCGUUGCGCGAGAACGUCUUGUGUGAUCUUACUUUUCGCUUCUAUUUUCCGACUGGACGCCGUCCUCGCGCGUCGCGCCGUUUUAUCUUCUACAGGCACAAGAGAGGCACCCUGGAGUGAUCCAUUUUCGCAGAUUCGCCACAUAAGGAGCGCCUGUUCCCUCUCCCCUUCGAAGAAAAAAAAAAAAGAGAUCACUCCCUAUAGGUAGCUUAUUUAUUGAAAUCAUGUUUAGGUACUACGAAAGCCGAAACGCCCGAGAGACUCUUCGUUGUCCUUGUACGUAUAUAUAUAUAUAUGUAUAUGAAGAUAUGCGCUGCUCUCUUUUUAUCGUUUUCACCGUUCCCCCCCACCCUUCCCAUUUUCCUCUCUUUUCAAUCAGUCACAUUUCUUAAUUACCAUUUCGCGCAACAUUAUUUCGUCACAAUUAUGAAUCGUUUGAUACGAUAUCAGUAAUUAUUUGCUCGAAAGUAUUUCAUCGGUCUUUAACUUAUUUAUACUUUUCUCUUGGAAAGAUAUUUUUGUAUUGCAAAUUCUCUCCAUAUGUAAAAAAGGUAACGAUUAAUUGUACAUUUACAUUUAUAUGUUCUAAUAAGUUCUAAUAAGGAGUAAUAUUCCAAUUAUACAUACACAUUAUCAAGAUAUAUUUUAAUUACUUUUUUUGGAUAACUAAAUUUAUUUAAAGAUAUAUUUUCUUUUCUUUGCGUUCCUUCAUUCGUUUCGAUUAUUAAAACAUGCUUUUUACACAAAGUCUGAAAAAUACUCAAUAUCUGAUUAAUUUAAUUGCAUAUGAGUGGCAGUGCAUAGAAAAGCUUAUUCCUACGGAUGUUUGUAUGUGUGUUAAAAAAAAAAAAAAGUAGGGAGCAAUAUGCACGUAGUAACGCCACGUUUCGUACAACGAAUCAAAGAUUUAUUUUUGCAACGCAUUUCUUAAUAAAUUAGGCAUUUAUUUCUUUGGGAACAACAAUUUUCAUAUUCUGACAAUUCAUGUUUGUCUUUUUUAUCACAGACUGCUUUUAAUUGUAUUAAAGUCUUAUACCUUUCGGGGUGAUUCGUUAUCGGCACGUGGCGAGUGCAAGCUAAGCACGAUAAGAUGUUGCGUGUAAACAGAAAUUAAAUGCCAGCAGCUGACCAUGAGAAAGGCAUAAAAUCCGACGCUUAUAAUUUAAUAACAGAUAACUAAUCUAAAAAACGUAUAUGUAUUGUAUUCUAAUAUGGGUAUUGUAACUCCACCUUUAAAAAUUAACCAACUCGUUUUGUAUGUGUAAGCCUAGCGUCACGUAGCGACGUGCAGAGAAUCACCGCGGCGUUCAUGGCGAUGUGUAAAAAAAAAUGAUAGAAUAAUUUUUAUGGAGUUUGCGAGUCUCUUUGAAAGCGAGAUAUGUCACUGAUUGUCGUUCUUCAUAUAUACAUAUAUAUAUAUAUGUGUGUAUAUAUACAUAUAUAUAGAUAUAUAAAGAAGACAAAAAAAGUGAUUAUCGACCAGCGUCAUUCUCGCGAUCUCAUCGAACUAUUCGUAAUCGAGUCUCGUUUUGGUAUUAAUUUUUUGGAAUUGAGAAAAAAUGUCCAUUCAAAUUCUUUGUUUGACAUUUGCUUGUUUAUAUACAUUCUUACAUAUUGGCAAAAAUUUUCUUUGAUCUUUAAACUGUGUUAAUACUAUAUGAUACUGCGAUCGUCUUAUCAUUCACCUGACUCGAUUGCGAGCAGAUCAUCAUCACCUAUCCCAAACCCCCUCCUUUUUUUUACAUCCUCACCAUUGACGAACCAGAAAACGGUAUGAAACGAACAAAACACAAGAGAUGAAUCUGACUCUACCCCUCCCUAUAGAUAGAUAGUAUACAUAACAAAUAAAAAGAAAAAAAGAAAAAGGUAAAAUAUAAAUAUUAUAUAUAUAUAUAUAUAUAUAUAUAUAUAUAAAUAAAAAUAUAUAUAUGAAAGAUGAUGUGUAUUGUAAGAUAUUUAAUACCGACUUGUCUUAGGCACACCCGAUGACGAUCGAUAACAAUGAAACGAUGAUAAUAAUUAUUACGAUGAUUGUUGUAUAACGAACGACGACGAUGAUGAUAUUCUACACUAUAAUUCGCGUUGUAAUAUAGAGGCCCACCCGUUACCCACUAAAUCGAUGUAUCGAUGUACCCCGGUCGUGCUGUGCUCACGUGCAUGCGUCUCGAGGGGAUGACCGACCGAGAGGGGAAAGAUUUGCAGAUGCUUCGCGCUUUGGACGAUCGCCAAUUAGCUGAACUGAGAUUUUUCUACGAGAAGCAUCGGGAGCCACUUUCGUAACUGGCCGACGUUCAACGAGCGUUGCAUCCGCAGGAUUUGAGAAAUUAGAUCGGUUUUGAUUGCGCCUUCGCGCUGCUCAGCGUUAAUCAUCUUGGCUGUAGCACGAAAGACACACACACGCGUACGCGCGCGCGCGCGCGCACACACACACACACACAUACACACACGUACACAUGUUUUAUUUACGAUGCGCAACAGUCUAUUACGAACGAGCACAGCACGCCCGGCAGCAACUAGCAAUAAUAUAACAUUCCAACUUAAAUCGCAUACGUACUGCGAAUUCUAAUAAUGUGUGCCGCCGUACGAGAGAGAAAAACACUGUCAAAUACACGCUCAUACACUGCUA
This is a messenger RNA of Formica exsecta, 6563 nucleotides long. Its product is annotated as fibroblast growth factor 18-like. Gene Ontology annotation, molecular function: growth factor activity. The coding region runs from base 1045 to 1737 and encodes 230 amino acids. The transcript is spliced from 6 exons. NCBI's taxonomy places the organism in Eukaryota, Metazoa, Arthropoda, Insecta, Hymenoptera, Formicidae. The record is from RefSeq and is a predicted model, not a curated record.